AUGCCGCGAAAAUGCAUGAGGCAAUGCGAUGACAGAAACGGAUCAGCACCCAGAAAGAUAACAUCUCGUCAAAGACGUGUGCAACGAAUGUUGGCUGCAACUGUUACUAAACUUCAGUACUGGGAACAGAAUAAAACUAGAGCAGAAGUUAUCAGAAAUGAUUUAAAUCAAAUGAACGGAUCAGACUUCAUCUUCACCCAAGAAAAUUCACCAGUUGGUAGAAUGUAUUACAACACAUACCACAGAAGGGCAGCAAAAAUCGACGGAUCUAGAAGGAAGCUGCUUCCAAAGGUCUCACCAUUUUCAAAUACAACAUUGUUCAGGACAUGUGCUGUUAUUGGAAAUGGUGGUGUUCUAAAGAACAGUGGUUGUGGUAAAGAUAUUGAUAGUUUUGACUUUGUGUUCAGAUCAAAUCUACAGCCGAUUAAAAACUAUUCUACAGAUGCCGGGAUGAAAACCAACAUGACCAGCCUGAAUCCUAGUGUUAUUAAACUCAGGUUUCAUCAUUUGAAAAAGCAGGAACACAAGACAGAUUUAUUGAAAGCAUUGAAAGAAUAUGAAGGAUACCUUUUAUGGAUUCCCAAUAGCGCCACGAUAACCACUACCAUGGCGUUUAAAGCUGCCAAAAUCAUUCAAGAAGAUACGCGACUUCAGAUAUUGUUAGUAGACGCUGAUCACUGUAGACAUUUCGGUAAAUACUGGCAAAUAAAAAGGAUAAUCUCAACCGGUAUGAUACUGGUUAAUAUUGCAAUUUCACUUUGCGAAGAGAUCCAUGUUUAUGGUUUCUGGCCAUUCCGCAUGGACGUCCGGGGAAACCCAUUGCUAAUGCACUAUACAGAUGACCUCAAAUGGUCGUCGUACCAUUACGUACACGAUUAUUCCAGAGAGUUCACGCUACUUACCAAACUUCACUUCGAUGGCGUUAUAAAACUCCAUGUAAAUCAGUGCAUGGAAUCUUGA
Saccoglossus kowalevskii is the source of this 960-nucleotide messenger RNA. RefSeq names its product alpha-2,8-sialyltransferase 8E-like. Lineage: Eukaryota; Metazoa; Hemichordata; Enteropneusta; Harrimaniidae. Gene Ontology annotation, molecular function: alpha-N-acetylneuraminate alpha-2,8-sialyltransferase activity. The record is from RefSeq and is a predicted model, not a curated record. Gene Ontology annotation, biological process: oligosaccharide metabolic process; N-glycan processing.